UAGUGAACAGAACCAGUCGACUCGAAGUCGUUGGCUCGUAACGACCAAUAUGAGAAUACUAAAGGUGUUCGGACUUUUCGGUGUCCUUUGCAUCAAUUUCAACCAAUUCGACACUUUCGCUUUCAAAAUAAGAACGGAUUUGGAUGUGGUAACACGACAAUGCAAGCAUUUGGAAAAUUUGACGCCAUUAUUACGGCUCAAAAGACAUCUUUUUUGCGAUUACGACAGUACACUUCACCCGAAUUAUCCUAACACAACCAAUGUCACUAUGAUCUUAAUGCCGAAGCUAAUGGAUUUCGGCAGAGACAAUGGUAUACUGUCACUACACAGUUGGAUAUCACUUACUUGGACGGACCCACAACUUGCGUGGACGAUGAGCGAUUACGACGAGAUCAGUUUUAUUCAAAUAAGAAGCUCGCAGACCUGGGUGCCCGAUCUAGGUAUCCAGAAUUCGGGCGAUAUGUCGACUAAUCAACAUGAGCUACCUGCGACAGACUGCUUGCUCUAUAACUCGGGCCUUUUUAGUUGCGUCCCUGCGAUGAAAUUGAUUUCAAAAUGCAAUCCUGAUUAUACUUACUGGCCUUACGCUAAAUUUCAAUGUUCCGUUAGGUUUACUUCGUUGCUGUACACAGAGAAAGAACUUAAUUUGUUGAUAGAUGGAAAAGGAAUUAAUAUGGACGAUUACGCGAACAAUACCAUAUGGGACUUAAAGUUUAUCAAUUCGACGAGAGAAGUAAAAAAAUAUAAAUGCUGUCCGAAUGACUCGUUCCCGAUUAUCAAUUACAACUUCUUGUUGACGCACUAUCAUCAUAGCAAACAGUAUUCUUCAAUCGCGCCGGCUAUUGCUUUGAUACUACUCACUUUAACAGUGUUCUGCCUCGAUAUUAAGUCUAUUGAACGAAUGGCAGUAGCAAGCCUGAAUCUUGUUUGUCAUAUGUACAGCUUCUAUCAUGCGUUUUGGAUUAUACCGUUCAACAGUGUUAAUACUCCCAACAUAUUGUUAUUUUACCACGAGUCCUUGGCAUUGGCUACUUUCGCAAUACUUUUGACGGCUUUUUUACGCAAACUGGAAGAUACGAGCACAGAGAUACCAAAGUGGAUUUCGUUUACUACAACGCUUGUUUUAAGCAACAGGAUUGGACGGUUUCUAAUCGUCAAAGACGAAUAUAAGAUAGCCGACAGAGAUAAUGUAACGGAAGAAAACUCGGAUAUUCCCAGAUCGGAGCCGAGCAUGAAGGAAUCGUCCUGGAAAUACUUGGUUGCUAUUAUUGACUGGUUAUCUUUUGUCUGCGUCAUCUUUAUCUAUGUCAUCAGCUUAAUUAUUCUAUUACCUAAGGAUUAAUACAUGAGAAACAAUAUUAA
Vollenhovia emeryi is the source of this 1362-nucleotide messenger RNA. Its product is annotated as neuronal acetylcholine receptor subunit alpha-2-like. Gene Ontology annotation, biological process: monoatomic ion transmembrane transport; regulation of membrane potential; chemical synaptic transmission. The record is from RefSeq and is a predicted model, not a curated record. Gene Ontology annotation, cellular component: neuron projection; membrane; synapse. Gene Ontology annotation, molecular function: extracellular ligand-gated monoatomic ion channel activity; transmembrane signaling receptor activity; neurotransmitter receptor activity. Bases 50 to 1342 code for a protein of 430 amino acids. The transcript is spliced from 8 exons. NCBI's taxonomy places the organism in Eukaryota, Metazoa, Arthropoda, Insecta, Hymenoptera, Formicidae.